This is a messenger RNA of Sinocyclocheilus grahami, 2017 nucleotides long. RefSeq names its product legumain-like. NCBI's taxonomy places the organism in Eukaryota, Metazoa, Chordata, Actinopteri, Cypriniformes, Cyprinidae. The record is from RefSeq and is a predicted model, not a curated record. Gene Ontology annotation, molecular function: cysteine-type endopeptidase activity. Gene Ontology annotation, biological process: vacuolar protein processing. The transcript has 14 exons. The coding region runs from base 386 to 1618 and encodes 410 amino acids.
GAAAACACGAGUGUGCAUCGGUGGACAGUAAUACUGUAAAGUAAUAAUAGACCAUUAGAAAUAAAUUAAAAUAAAGAAGCGGACCAAAUCAAAAGAGAAAGUCACGGGCCUCACGGCCAAUCUAUUCAUUGGUCCUGAUGUUGCACCUUAUUGCACGUGAUGAAAAUGAUUAAAAACUACCACGAUUUGAAUGGUUUCACUUUCUUUUAUCUAGCACCUUAUUCUUGUUUGCAUAGUUUCGCUUUCCUUCCUGAACAUUCUUUUAGUGAAGAACAGCCUGUGUCUUCAUUCUAUCAUCAUCUCUAACAGUUUGGGGCUUGUCCUAAGAAAUCUCUGCCUGUAAACCAAAAGGAGGGGUGCCAAAACCACCGACUUGGCUCUUGAAAUGGGUGAAGCAAAUGGAAAACAGUGGGUAAUGCUUGUGGCUGGUUCAAAGACAUGGAAGAAUUACAGGCACCAGGCCGAUGUGUGUCACGGCUAUCAGAUAGUACAUCAGAACGGGAUUCCUGACGAGCAGAUCGUGGUGAUGAUGUAUGAUGACAUUGCUUAUAAUAAGAAAAACCCUUAUCCUGGAAACAUAAUCAAUAAACCAAACGGACCGAAUGUGUAUCCAGGGGUUCCAAAAGACUACACUGGAGAGGAAGUAACACCUGGAAACUUCCUGGCUGCUCUCAGAGGAGACAGCUCUGCUGUGAAAAAGACCAAUCCAAAAGUCAUUACAAGUGGAGGGAAUGACACAAUAUUCAUCUAUCUGUCAGAUCAUGGAGGUUCAAGCAAGUUUUGUUUUCCUAACAGCACUCUUUAUGCCCAUGAUCUCAUUGAAACAAUCAACGAAAUGGCCAGAAAGAACAAGUUCUCAAAGAUGGUGAUAUACAUGGAAUCCUGUCGAUCCGGAUCGAUGUUCACCAAACUCCCCCACAACGUUCAUGUGUACGCAGUGACUGCAGCGAGAGCAGAUGAGAGCAGUCAUGCCUGUUAUUUUGACCGUGUGAGGAACACCUUUCUCUCUGAUGAAUUCUCAGCUCUUUGGAUGUACUACACUGAAGCGAAUGACCUUGCUAAUAACACAUUGCGGGAUCAGUUUAGUUAUCUUCAGGAAAUGAUGCGGAAAUCUCUCUCCUGCUGUUUUGGGGACAUGACAGUGCGUGAGCAUCUGAUCAGAGAGUUUGUGAAUAACACCCCUCCAAGAGUUCAGGGCGAGACAAGAGCUGAGGGGCUUGCAUUAACUCAUUUGACCUCUAACAAUGAAGUGCCAUUCAAAAUCUUGGAGCAUCGAAUUAAAACAGAAACUGAUGAAGACAAAAAACAACAUCUGAUCAGAAAACAUCAAACUCUUCAUCAGACUAAAGCUAAAAUUGAGAGAACAGUUGAAGCUAUCAGUCGGUACUUUGCACUUGAGGAUGCUUUGGAUGAAGAUUAUUCUCAGAUGGAUUUACAUGCGUUCAAGACUGUAGCUGAGCAUUUCAGGACAACCUGUUUUGACUGGCACGAGGAAGAGUUUCAGAUGGCCUUGUCACACACGCAUGUAUUUGCUCGUCUCUGUGCACGUGGAGUUGAAGCAGAGAGGAUCAUAGAGGUCAUAACAGCAGUCUCCAGGAGAAGGAUGUUCCUAAAGUAAUAACAACAUCCUUAAGAAGAGCGUAUGAAAUUUAGACCAAUCUCUUCCUUAUAAUAUGUGAAACUGAUGAAAGUUGCUCGUAGAUAAUAACUUUGGUUAAAAGUAGAAAGUGCAGUCUGACAUUUGUGUCAAAAUUGAGUUAUUCACAUAUUCUUAUUCUGUGACUUAUUUACAUUGUGAUGAUUUUUCUUCAUGCUGUGUACAUUGUGGGACUUGUUUUAGAAAACAAAAAGGUUCUAUCUACAAAGUCAAAUGGAAUACAGAUGGAACCGUAUAAAUACUGUAUAGCUGGUGCCGUACCUUUUGUUCACUUUUGGAUCUCAGAAACUAGUGUUCAUCUACCAAACGCUGAAAACAUUCAAAAAGAUAGAUUAUGUAUUUCAAAGUGAUUCUGUCAAC